CUUUGAGGCUGCUGGCCCUUUAAGAGAGGAAGAGGAUGAGCCCACACCCUCCUCCUCCUCCUCCUCUUCCAGCACAUUGUUCUGCAGCUCCCGGUGAACAGCGGCUUCCCUCCGUCUGCUGCUGCUACCGGCUACGGGGACAGACAGGGGGACAGACAGGGGGACAGACAGGUGUUUGUGACGUGUCUGUCUGUGUGUGUUGAACAGAGCAGUAGCGGGGACUGAUGGAUCAACCGGCGGAGACAUAACCGGAGACAAAGACACAGGAAGACACGGAGACAGACUGAGGGACAGACAGGUGGACAGACAGGCGGACAGAGAGACACAGACAGGUAGACAGACAGGCGCUAUGUGCGGAGGCACGCGCUGCUGGAGCGACAGGCACGAGCUCAGCCCAGCGCUGAGGUGAGGCAGCUUGUGAUUGGUGGUUGCCAUGGCGCCCAGGCCGUCAUCUGGGGAGCUGUGGGGGCUCCACCUGAUGCCCCCUCGCAUCCUGGUGGACUGCUGCCUGCCCAAUGGUACGCCUUUGUUCUGUUCUAUGUUGUGUUUGGUUCUAUGUUCUGUUUCUGUUGUGGAUGAUGGGAUGAUGGUCAGUCUGUUGUGUUUGGUUCUAUGUUCUGAUGUCAUAUGUGAUAUCCUGAAGGUUAUCGAGCCGCUGGGCAACCGAGAGGAGAAGAUCCUGAACCGAGAGAUAGGGUUUGCCAUUGGGAUGCCGGUCUGUGAGUUCGAGAUGAUGAAGGACCCCGAGGUUCAGGACUUCCGCCGCUCCAUACUGAGCGUGUGCAGAGAGGCCAUGGAGGAGAGAGAGGGGGGAGGGGCCCACAGCCAGGCGCUCUACGUGUACCCGCCCAAUGUGGAGUCCAGCCCCCAGCUCCCCCCCCACAUCUAUAGCAAGCUGGACAAAGGGAGGUUGAUCGUGACCAUCUGGGUUAUCGUGUCUCCGUCCAACUCCAAACAGAAAUACACCCUGAAGGUGAGUCAUGACAGUUUACCUGAGCAGCUCAUAGCAGAGUCCAUCAGGAAGAAGAGCCGAUCCAUGCACCUGUCACCUCAGCAACUCCGCCUCUGUGUCCAAGAGUACCAGGGACAGUACAUCCUCAAGGUGUGUGGCUGUGACGAGUACCUGUUGGAGAAGUAUCCUCUCAGUCAGUACAAGUACAUCCGCUCCUGUAUUAUUGUGGGUCGUCUCCCUCACCUGAUGCUGGUUUCUAAGGACAGUCUCUACUCUCAGCUUCCUGCCUCUGGCUUUGUCACGCCUUCGUACAGUCGGAGGACUCCUCAGCCAUCUCCCUGUCCAGGAGGAGGUGAUGGUUCUCCUCCCCGCUCCCUGUGGGCCUUCAACACUCUGUUGAGGGUCCGCCUGCUCUGUGCCACCUACGUCAACGUCAACAUCAGAGACAUCGACAAGAUCUAUGUGAGAACAGGUAUCUAUCACGGUGGAGAGCCGCUCUGUGACAACGUCAACACUCAGAGAGUCCCCUGCUCCAACCCCAGGUGGAACGAGUGGUUGGCGUAUGACAUCUACCUGACUGAGCUCCCUCGCUCAGCCAGACUCUGUCUGUCUAUCUGCUCUGUGAAGGGAAGGAAAGGAGCCAAGGAGGAGCACUGUCCUCUGGCCUGGGGGAACGUCAACCUCUUUGACUACACAGACGUUCUGGUUUCUGGUAAAGUGGCUCUCAGUCUUUGGCCAGUCCCUCACGGGCUCGAGGACCUCCUGAAUCCUAUCGGAGUUGCUGGUUCAAAUCCGAACAAGGAGACGCCUUGUGUGGAGCUGGAGUUCUCCUGGUUCAAUCAGACUGUUGUGUUUCCAGAUGAGCAGCAGAUAGAAGAACACGCCAACUGGACCAUCAGCCGAGAGCUGGGCUACAACUACUGCCAAGGACUGAGCAGUCGUCUGGCCUGUGACAGCAGUGUAUCAGCAGGUGAUGCAGAACAGCUUCGUUGUCUCUGCUCCAAAGAUCCUCUGUACGAGCUCUCAGAGCAGGAGAAGGACUUCCUCUGGAGACACAGACAUUACUGUGUAAACAUCCCUGAGUCUCUUCCUAAGCUGCUUCUGUCCGUCAAAUGGAACUCAAGAGACGAAGUGUCCCAGAUGUACUGCCUGUUGAAGGAGUGGCCUCUGAUGGAGCCUGAAUCAGCUCUGGAGUUGUUGGACUGUAACUUUCCUGAUCCGAUGGUCAGAGAAUUCGCUCUGCGCUGCCUGGUUCAGAAUCUGACCGACGACAAGCUGUCACAGUACCUGCUGCAGCUGGUACAGGUGUUGAAGUAUGAGAUGUACCUGGACAAUCCACUGGCACGUUUCCUGAUCAAGAAGGCUCUGACCAAUCAGAGGAUAGGACACUUCUUCUUCUGGCAUCUCAAGUCAGAGAUGCACAACAAGACCGUGUCCCGCCGCUUCGGCCUGCUGCUGGAGGCUUUCUGCAGAGCCUGUGGCAUGUACCUGAAACACCUGAACAGACAGGUGGAGGCCAUGGACAAACUGGUGAAUCUGACCGACACACUGAAACAAGAGAAGAAGGAUGAAACACAGAAAACUCAGAUGAAGUUCCUGGUUGAACACAUGUCUCGUCCUGAUUACAUGGAGGCUCUUCAAGGAUUCGUCUCUCCGCUGAACCCUGUUCAUCAGCUGGGAAACCUCAGGCUGGAGGAGUGUCGCAUCAUGUCGUCGGCAAAGCGCCCCCUGUGGCUGAACUGGGAGAAUCCCGACAUCAUGUCCGAGCUGCUCUUCACCAACAACGAGAUCAUCUUUAAGAAUGGAGACGACCUGCGUCAGGACAUGUUGACACUGCAGAUCAUCAAGAUUAUGGAGAACAUCUGGCAGAACCAGGGCCUGGACCUGCGCAUGCUGCCUUAUGGCUGCCUGUCCAUCGGGGACUGUGUGGGUCUGAUCGAGGUGGUGAAGAACAGUUUCACCAUCAUGCAGAUUCAGUGUAAAGGGGGCCUGAAGGGGGCGCUGCAGUUCAACUCCAACACCCUGCACCACUGGAUCAAAGACAAGAACCGCGGAGAGGGGUACGACCGGGCCAUCGACCUCUUCACCAGGUCGUGUGCAGGUUAUUGUGUGGCGACAUUCAUCCUGGGAAUCGGAGAUAGACACAACUCCAACAUCAUGGUGAAGGAGAACGGACAGCUGUUCCACAUCGACUUCGGCCACUUCCUGGACCACAAGAAGAAGAAGUUUGGGUACAAGAGGGAGCGAGUGCCGUUCGUUCUCACUCAGGACUUCCUCAUCGUAAUCAGUAAAGGAGUCCAGGAGUCCACCAAGACCAAAGAGUUCGAGAGGUUCCAGGAGAUGUGUUAUAAAGCCUACCUGGCCAUCCGGCAGCACGCCAGCCUCUUCAUCAACCUCUUCUCCCUCCUGCUGGGCUGCGGCAUGCCCGAACUGCAGAGCUUUGAUGACAUCGCCUACCUGAGGAAGACCCUGGCACUGGAGAAAAGCCAGCAGGAGGCGUUGGAGUAUUUCACCAAACAGAUGAACGACGCUCAUCAUGGAGGCUGGAGCACCAAGAUGGACUGGAUCUUCCACACCAUCAGACACAUGCCCAACGAACACUGAUAUGUAUAUAUAUAUAUCUAUCUAUAUAUAUAUAUAUAUAUAUAUAUAUAUAUAUAUAUAUAUAUAUAUAUAUACAUAUAUAUAUACAUAUAUAUAUAUAUACAUGUAUGUAUACACUCAUUUAUACAUAACACACAUAUUUAUAUAACACACACCAUCAGACACAUGUCCAGCGAACACUCAUAUAUAUACACUUAUUUAUAUAUAAUGCAUAUAUUUAUAUAACACACACACACACACACACACACCAUCAGACACAUCCAACAGACUCUGAUAUAUGUAGACACCCAAACUGUAUAUAAACUGUAACACACACACACACACACACACACACACACACACUGUGUCUUUACUGCACUACUGUGAGGAUGAGGAUGAUGGGGCAGAUGAAGGUGUUUGAUUGUUGUAGUUUAAGUAUCAUGACAUCAUGUCGGUUGGAUGGUUGUCAUAGCAACAUGAAUCUCAGGGUCACAGGUCAGAGAGGUGGCUGAGGAUGCCAAAGGCAUGCUGGGAAAACAUGAUGAUGAUGAUGAUGACGAUGAUAAUGAUGUCGUAAACGUCUUCCAGUCGGUGCUACAGUCAGCCUGUUAGCUCUGUUAGCUGCUCUGAACACAGAAAAAAAAAAACUUUAUUAGCAUAGCAUUGAUUUGAAUCAAACUUUAUUAAGACGCAGCUAAUUUGAAUGAAGCCAGCUUUAUUGAAACCAGCAAAGUGAACACUGAGGUCACUGUGAGAGCAAUAAAACCUCCAAUCACCAAUCAAUGCUUUGAUUAUGACAAUCAGGAGUUCGGACCAAUAGGAAGGCAGAGCUGAGCAGCUGUGGGUGGAGUCAUGGUGCUGAGACAAGACCAAACUAACCAGUCAGGUUUCUGUUGGAGUGUAAAAGCACACGUGUGAACACAGCGAGUUUUUAUCAGGGUCAUGUUCCAUCAUUAAACGAUACGUUAAAACCAACAUGAUGACGUCACAUUAGCCCGUUGUCAAAGUUUCUCUCUGAAAUGUUACGAACUUUAUUGCUCUUUAAAAAUUCAGACUUUCUUCAAAUGUAAUGACUUUUCUUAUGGAAAUAUUGAAAUUUGAUUUUUCAAAUUUUAUUACUAAAAAUAUUAAAACUUUAUUUUAAGAUAUUACAACUUUUGUAUCCUAAAAAUAUUUUGAUUUUCAGAUUUGUUCUUGAAAUCUUUAGAUUUUUUCUUGUGACAUUUCCGUCAGUUUUCGUUGUUAAAUUCCUGCAUGAUAUUUGAAAUUUUACAAGUUUUACCUGUAAAUUUUUUUAUGUGAUGUUGUGAAAUUCUCAGGCAUUGUUUGCAGUUAGCAGCUAAUUCAGAUUAGAAGAACAGCAGCAGUUAGCAGUUAGCAGCUAAAUCAGAGAAGAAGAACAGUAGCUUUUAGCAGUUAGUGACUAACUCAAAGAAGAAUAACAAAAGGUGUUAGCAGUUAGCAGCUAACUCAGAGAAGAAGAACAGCAGCUGUUAGUUACACUUUAUCAUCUCUUCGCUCGGAGUAAUAAAACUCAUGUUGCUGAUAUUUCCUCUGCAGAAUGCAGCUAGCUGAUAAUUGUAAUAAGAGGCCCCGCCCACAGCUGCUGACAAACGGCAUUCCGACGUUAGCUCCAGAGAUCUGAAUAUUUUUUAAUAUCAAAGUUUUGAGCUCUGAACUGAUUUUUACUGAAUAACAUAUCAAGUUUUAUCAGGGAUCAAACGACAAUCUGAAUCAAUCAGCUGCUCAUUAGCCAUUAGCUUGAUCAGGUGCACUGUGUCUAAUGAACCAUGCUAGGCUAGAUGUUAGUGAGUUAGCCUGUUAGCUGAGCUGUUGCACUCUAACCCAUAGUUAGUUAUUAGUUAGCUGAGCUGUUGCACUCUAACCCAUAGUUAGUUAUUAGUUAGCUGAGCUGUUGCACUGGAACAAUGAAUUGUGGGUAGUUUAGUUAGCGUGCGUAGCAUCAGUGGAAGCCCUGCCUCUCCUGUUUCGGUGGCUGACAGCUACCAGGGGACGGGGCCCCACUCAAACGGGUUAAAGGGCCAUGACUCCCAUUUUUAAUGUGAAGGUAUGUGUUUGUUUCUGCUCAGGUCAGAGGUCAGGCUAAGCCCUGCCCACACAUGACUAUGCCAGUUACCAUAGUGACUGAAUAUGUGGAUCUGAGCAGACGUGAUAUGUUUUUUUUUUCAUGUGAUUGAUUGAUUGAUUGAUUGAUUGACUGAUGUAGGCUAUUGAACAGUGAUGACGGCUGAUGUUUUUCUUUAUGUUGAGUAUUGUUCUGUGAUAACUGUUGAUCCUGUCUGAUUCUCCAUCAUCUCCAGGAAAACCUUAUAUGAAAUUAAAUAUAAAAGACAAUGGUUGGAAGACGCUACAAAGCUGAUGCCCACAUACUGCAGGGUCGGCCAAUCAGAGGGCUCAUACAGCCUCCAUGCCCAGAUUUGUUUUUAAACUGAACUUUACAACAGGUCACCUGGGGGGGCGGAGCGUGCUGUGUGACAUCACACACACUUAUCUGUGACUGUCAGUGUCAUCAUGGAUUAUCACUGGAUUUCAAAAUAAAAGCCUGACAGGUGUGCUGUUUGGUUUGUGUGCACUUCCUCUGACAUCCACCAGGUGGGGCUGUGACACAGCUUUCAGUCACAGCUUUCCUCUCUCCAUAUUUCACUUCCUGUGUGACGAACAGGUGUCAACAGUCUUAGGAGACAUUUACAGAAGCUCCGCCCACUGACGCUCAACCCAGAUCUGUUGCACGCUGACAUCAGAAUAUCAGUCUCUGUCUCCAAGGUCAGUCCAACACUUCACUGUUCUGUGUUGCCAUUCUGUGUAAAAGGUCCAACACAGAUUGAGGGACAGAGUUGUCUCACCUUUAAUCAUAGGGUAGUAACAGCGCCGAGACAAAGGGACAGACAGCAGGACGAACAUGGACAGGACAGGUGUGAGGUAUUGACAAAGUGUUCUGUGUGCGACCCACUGUGGGUGAUGUCAACAGUAGCUGUUAGCAGCUCACUCAAAGAAGAACAGCAGCUGUUAGCAGUUAGCAGCUAACCCAAAGAGGAACAGCAGCAGUUAGCAGUUAGCAGCUAACCCAAAGAAGAACAGCAGCAGUUAGCAGUUAGCAGCUAACCCAAAGAGGAACAGCAGCAGUUAGCAGUUAGCAGCUAACCCAAAGAGGAACAGCAGCAGUUAGCACACAUAUGAUUAUUGUCACACAUGUAUACUGCCAGGUAUUAAUACAUACUUUCAACAUAUUGUACCGCAGUAACCAGAACCAUAACUAUAAUAUUAUUACUUUCAUUAAUGUUGUUGUAAGAUACUGUCAUUACCUGCAUCUCUCUCUCUCGCUCU
Epinephelus fuscoguttatus (brown-marbled grouper) is the source of this 6880-nucleotide messenger RNA. Its product is annotated as phosphatidylinositol 4,5-bisphosphate 3-kinase catalytic subunit alpha isoform-like. The coding region runs from base 434 to 3556 and encodes 1040 amino acids. The record is from RefSeq and is a predicted model, not a curated record. Gene Ontology annotation, molecular function: 1-phosphatidylinositol-4-phosphate 3-kinase activity; 1-phosphatidylinositol-3-kinase activity. Gene Ontology annotation, biological process: phosphatidylinositol-mediated signaling; cell migration; phosphatidylinositol 3-kinase/protein kinase B signal transduction. Gene Ontology annotation, cellular component: cytoplasm; phosphatidylinositol 3-kinase complex, class IA; plasma membrane. NCBI's taxonomy places the organism in Eukaryota, Metazoa, Chordata, Actinopteri, Perciformes, Serranidae. The transcript is spliced from 29 exons.